This is a messenger RNA of Mugil cephalus (flathead mullet), 2935 nucleotides long. RefSeq names its product thrombospondin-type laminin G domain and EAR repeat-containing protein-like. NCBI's taxonomy places the organism in Eukaryota, Metazoa, Chordata, Actinopteri, Mugiliformes, Mugilidae. Gene Ontology annotation, biological process: signal transduction. Bases 362 to 2512 code for a protein of 716 amino acids. The record is from RefSeq and is a predicted model, not a curated record. The transcript is spliced from 13 exons.
UAAGGGUGGAUGAGUGACAGGCUGCUUAGUGAUUUGCAUGGCUCCAGCGUUUAAAAGGAGCUGCAGGUGCAGGAUUCUCCACACAGAUGAAUGGAUUUCUCUCCAAGCACAGAUGCUCUGGGACAGUCUGCAUGUGACUCUUUGGUAGCCGGUAGAGCUUUGUUGACUGGAAUUUUUAUUUUUCAUUUUAUUUUUGCAAGAUCUGAAAACUCUCACUGAGACCAGUAUGAGGAAUGCGUGGUUUUCCGGUGCCUAUCGUCGCUUAUAUAUAUAGACACAAAAUUCCGCUCAGUAUGGAGACGUUUCAACCAGCUGACAACUGAAUCAUACAGACUUUUUUCUUUCUUUCUUUCUUUUUGCGAUGUCAACGCUGAUAUUUGUGCAGCUCCUUCUCCUGGGGUUAAGGAUCAUCGAUUCGACCACAGACACAAGGAAACAGUGUACAGAUUUACUCCCCCUGGAUCUCCUGUCCUUUGUCCUGGAGAGGGACACAUCCAAACUUGUGCCAGGGGUGCAGAUGAAGACGGUCGGAGGGGUGAGGGGCAUCCACUUCUCGAGCCCUUGCACAUCCAUGAGCUUCCCCUCCUCCCAGCUACUGCCAAACUGUGAAGUCUUCCCUGAAGAAUUCUCCAUUGUUUUGACAUUAAAAGUCAGCAGCUCUGUAUCCAAGAGAGAUGAGUAUGUCUUUUCCUUGAUGGAGCCCAAAAAAGUAGAGAACAGAGCAGUGGAGGACAAGGAGCAGGAUGGGGCCGGCGUUGUGGAAAGGAAUAAAGAAAAGGGAAUCAGUGGAGAAGUGCAGCAGAAAGAGAAGAAGCGAGCCAGGAGCAAUGGCGAACGUGGGCGGAUCGUUCUGGGACUGAGGUUGUCGAGAAAACGCCUCCACUUCCUUUUUAAAGGCCACGGCGAUCUCGUGGAGCACUGGGUGUUUCGAGGCACUCCAAUGGCUGACAACAAGUGGCACACUCUUGUUUUGGCCAUCGGUAGUCGUCAUGUGAGGCUCACGGUGGACUGCAAAGCCCCGCUUGAAAUUGUUCCCUCCAGGCCUUUCCCCUCAGACUUGAACAUUCAAGGAUCAAGAUUUCAUAUUGGCAGUCGGGGGAAAUGGAAAGGCUUGUUUUCAGGUCUGCUGCGACAGCUGGUUCUGGUACCAGGUUCAGACGCCACCCGUCAAAUCUGCCCCUCUUCUGAUCCCCAGCUGGCAGCCCUGUCAGUGCCUCCUCUUCUCCUAGACCUGCCCGUCACGGGGAGGGAGGAUGAUCGACAUGUGACGUCCUAUGAGGGGCGUGUGUCUGUGGGCUUGGAGAGGUCGUGCUCGGAGCUUCACAGAGGUCAGAUGUGGUUUAAUCCCCUCAAGAAGGGCCUCUACCUCUGUGACGGUACCACAUGGGUCACUGUAUUGGAAGAUCACAAAAGGCUGGACUAUGUGUUGGAACAUCAGGUCCUCUCCACCAGCUCAGAGACGCAUGAUGUGGAGGUCUUCCAGGUGCCUGGUGUGGGUCUGAUGGCUGCUAUGGCUCACCGCUCCACAGCCUCUGGCUCUGCCGUGUAUCUGUGGACCCACACAGGUUUCCAGCUCUACCAGAAUAUCAGCACCUACGGAGCUUUGGCUUGGAGACAUUUCAGCAUGGGCAAGAAGACAUUUCUGGUGGUGUCUAAUUCUGGGGAAGAGCCAGGCAAAAGGUUAAGCAAAGAGAAGGAGAGGGACUUUUCUGUGAUUUACAAGUGGAGCAAAAAAAGGAAACGGUUUGUGAGGUUCCAGACUGUGCAGACCCACUGUGCACGAGACUGGGAGGCAUUUGAUAUCAAUCAACAAACCUAUCUUGCUGUGGCCAAUCAUAGACAAGGUGACAAUAAUCACACCAUAGACAGUGUGAUAUACAAGUGGAGCAGAUUAACAAAGUCUUUCGAGGUGCACCAGAAGCUGCAGACUUCGGGUGCUUACGACUGGGAGUUCUUCACUGUCGGACCGUACCAUUUCCUGGUGGUUGCAAACGCAUUUGACGGGGUGACCACUUCUGUAGACUCUGUCAUAUACGUUUGGGUCAAUGGAAGCUUCCAGGUGUUUCAGACCAUCAAGACAUUCUGCGCCACAGACUGGGAAAUGUUCCAGAUUGGCAGCAGGGUUUUUCUGGUUGUUGCCAAUGGACACAGACUCCACGGUAAUGGGCCGAGUCAAUACACCAUCAACUCCACGAUCUACGAACUGGACGUGAUUGGACGACUGUUUGUUCGCUUCCAAGACAUUGUCACCUACAGUGCAGUGGAUUGGGAGUUCUUCAGCCUCGGGGAGGAAUAUUUUCUGGUUGUCGCCAACUCCUUUAAUGGAGAAUCCUACUCUCUCAACAGCAUUCUCUACAGGUGGCAGGGAUAUGAAGGAUUUGUUCCCAUUCAUUGGCUACCAACAAUUGGGUGCAGUGACUGGGAGUUUUUCAGCUCUAAAGGACAAUCAUAUCUGAUCUACUCUAGUGCCAGAGCGCCGCUGUCCAAAGUGUUCAUGCUGAAAACCUUCUAGACACAAAAAAAUGUGUGGAUUUGUUUAAUGUAUUCGUGUGUUUGUGUACAUCCAUUCUUUCAUUGUUUUUGUGUUCCUAUGUGGAUUUUUGUUUUCUUAAAUUGCUGAGUGAAAAAGCUUUUGAAGGCGUUGUAUAUGGAGAUAAUAUUUACAAUAACAUAUAAUUUAACAGUUAAUAUAAUUAAUGACAUGAGAAGAAUUAUUAGAGAGUUGGAAAUAUGGGGGCUAAAACACAGGUAAAGACAGCCUGUUAAAUGCCUAUAUUUCUGUAGAACACUUUAAUGUUCUAUAUAUAUAUAUAUAUUUAACAUUUGUACUAACUGGAAUACAUGUUCUCCCAUAGAAAACUUAACUGGACUGAUGAUUGCAUUUUGCUGGCUGUGUGAAUUAUAUAUGAAAAGACAGUAAAUUAUUGAAGUUUAA